Messenger RNA from Drosophila willistoni, 3424 nucleotides. RefSeq names its product irregular chiasm C-roughest protein (gene kirre). Lineage: Eukaryota; Metazoa; Arthropoda; Insecta; Diptera; Drosophilidae. Gene Ontology annotation, molecular function: cell adhesion molecule binding. Gene Ontology annotation, cellular component: cell-cell junction. The record is from RefSeq and is a predicted model, not a curated record. The transcript is spliced from 5 exons. The coding region runs from base 123 to 3065 and encodes 980 amino acids. Gene Ontology annotation, biological process: cell-cell adhesion.
AGAUAAUCCAAACGGAAAAUAAGUGAGGGAGAUACGUGUGAGACAUAGCGAGAGUGUGAGAGAGAGAGAGAGAGAGAGACAUCAAUCUCCCCUCCAAGAGGAACUGCACACAGGUGGACAAAAUGAAAUUAACACCCCGCCGAAACGCUCACCUGCAGCUCCUUAUGAUGCUGCUGGCCCUGAUGACGCUGUUGCCCAGUGUAUCGAUGGCCAAAGGCAAGAACAAAAACAAAUCGAAUCAAAAUGCUCAUUACAAUAGCGAUUCAUCUGCAUCUUCCUCCUCUUCGUCCUCGUCGUCAUCAUCAUCAUCGUCGAGUGGUGGAAGUUUAGAGGGGGGCAGCAAAUCGAAGGGCCAUCAGGAUGGCAUCAGUAAUGGCCAGCACUUUGCCAUGGAGCCGCAGGAUCAAACCGCUGUGGUUGGCUCCCGUGUGACAUUGCCCUGUCGGGUGAUGGAGAAAGUUGGUGCUCUGCAAUGGACCAAAGAUGACUUUGGUCUGGGACAACAUCGCAAUUUGAGCGGCUUUGAGCGUUACUCGAUGGUUGGCAGCGAUGAAGAGGGCGACUUCUCAUUGGACAUCUAUCCGGUGAUGCUGGACGACGAUGCCAAAUAUCAAUGCCAAGUUGGCCCCGGCCCGCAGGGGCAGCAGGGGAUACGUUCGCGUUUUGCCAAAUUGACGAUCCUAGUGCCGCCAGAGGCACCAAAAAUAUUGCAAGGCGACUAUCUGGUCACCACAGAGGAUCGUGAAAUCGAAUUGGAAUGCAUUUCGGUGGGCGGCAAGCCAGCAGCUGAGAUCACUUGGAUCGAUGGCUUGGGCAAUGUCCUAACCAAGGGGAUUGAAUAUGUUAAAGAGCCCUUGUCCGAUUCGCGACGCAUUACGGCCAAGUCCAUAUUGAAGUUGGCCCCCAAGAAGGAGCAUCAUAACACAACGUUCAGUUGUCAGGCCCAGAAUACAGCGGAUCGCACAUAUCGAUCGGCGAAACUUUUACUCGAAGUGAAAUAUGCACCAAAGGUCGCCGUGUCCGUGGUGGGUGGAGCCUUGGCCGGUGGCCGUAUACCAGAAGGAGCCGAGGUCAUACUUAGCUGUCAAGCAGAUGCCAAUCCCCAUGAGCUUAGCUAUCGUUGGUUCAUCAAUGAUGAACUUAUGACGGGAGAUUUCACCACAAGAAUGAUCAUACAUAAUGUAACCCGACAAUAUCACGAUGCCAUUGUCAAAUGCGAAGUGGUCAAUGCUGUGGGCAAGAGCGAAGAAAGCGAAACCCUGGACAUUAGUUUUGCUCCCGUAUUCCGUCAACGUCCUGUUAGUGUCGAAGCAGAUUUGGGUGAAACUGUAUCCAUGCGUUGCGAAGUGGCUGGCAAUCCUACACCAGAAAUUGAAUGGAUCAAAGAGAACUCCGAUCAGAUUGUUGGCCGAGCCCCGGAACUUAAGCUGGAGGUGAAUACGGGCACUGCUGGACGGUAUUUUUGCAAGGCAGUGGUCAAUGGUUUCCCGGAAAUUGGUGCCGAGGCCACCGUAUAUGUGAAACGUGCUCCGGUCAUUACAUCGCACAAGAUUCAAUUCGGUGCUGUGGGCAGUCGAGUGAAAAUCGAUUGUUUAGCCUUUAGUAUACCCAAAGCGGAGCAUAUUCUGUGGUCCUUUGAGGGUAAACUGAUCAAUAUGAGUAGUGCCGAUCCAGAUAUCUAUAUAUUCGAGGAGCAUCAUCUGCCCGAAGGUGUGCGGGCGGCGUUAAUCAUCAAGGAGAGCCGUUCGACCCAUUUUGGCAAAUACAAUUGCACAGUCCUCAAUUCCUAUGGCAGUGACUCAUUGAUUAUCACAUUGGUCCGUGAACCGGCCAAUAUACCCGUGCUUCUUGUGGUCAUGGCCUCCAUGUCAUCGGUGGCCAUCAUUCUGUUGAUCGUGAUGAUUGUCAUUGUGUAUAAGAAGCGGCGCAGCCGUAAGAAACCCAUGCCAGCUGAUGUCAUACCCGAAGCAUCGCGCGGCGGCGAUAAACUCAAUGAACUGAAGAGCGAAUUGCGUUCCAAGGCGGCGGCAGCUGCAGCAGCCUCUGCCUACGAUGUUGAAUACUCGGAGGCGGGUAAUGACGGUCUAAUGGCCAUUAAUCUAACCCAAGCCCCCAUGCCCGAUGUCCAAAUGAAGGGGGCCACAUUGGGCGUCCCCCUGGCCGGACCCGUCAAAUUCGAUGAACGUUUCUCCGGGGAUUUCGGCAGUGUGGAUCGUUAUGCCAGCAAUCGCCAACAGCAGUGUCAUCUCAAGAAUGCCAAGAAUCACCCCCAGCAGCAGCAACAGCAGGAGAGCAGCAGCAAUGGUUAUGCCCCAUACUUUGAAUAUGCCCUCGACUAUAGUCCACCAGGCAGUGCUGUGGAUGGAUCAAAUCAACACCACAAAUCCAAAUCAACGAUCAUUAAUUCGGCCACCUUGCCGCAUUCAGCUGCAGCUGCAGCUGCUGCUGCUGCAGGAUCAGGUGGACCUAACAGCGGCAACGGCACUGGUGGUGGGGCUAGCCUGCCUCGAAAUCAACGUCAUGAACAGCAACAGCAGGCCAAUGGAUUUUUGGGUCAACCGCUGCUCCAGAACGGCAUCGAUAGUCGCUUCAGUGCCAUCUAUGGCAAUCCGUAUUUACGCACCAAUUCAUCGAUAUUGCCACCACUACCACCGCCCAGUACAGCCAAUCCAGCGGCCACACCAGCCCCACCGCCCUAUCAUGCCGCCCGGCAUGGCCAUUCCGCUAACAAUGGUGGCCUCAAGCACUUUGGCCUCAAUCACCACCAUCACCAUCAUCCCAUGAUGGCCAGCAGUAGCAGUCAGAGUGGCGGCAUCGGCAUUGGCAUUGCCGGUGGUGCAGGCGGUUCUAGUGGUGCCGGACCGGGUAGUGUCAGUGGCAGCAGUUCCAAUUUGACUGCCAGCAGUAAUACAUUGGCUGCCACUCCGCUGGGCAGUCAGCAGCAGCAGCAACAGCAGCAGCAGUCGGCCAUCGGCCAGAGUGCUCAGAGUCCUUCCGGGCAGUUCAUAUUGCCCACCAAUGGCAAAGGCAUCACACAGAAGGGACCGUUGGCCACGCAUGUCUAAAUACGGACGCUGGAUCGAUCGCUUCCCUCCUUCGAAACGCAUCUGCUUUAGUCAAUGUUUGUUUUUUUUUCCAUUUUGAGUUGAUUUUUCAUUUUUUUUUUUUAGUAGUAUUAUUCUGUUUGUCAAUUGGAUAAAGCCAUUAGCACUAUUCGUAACUCGUAAUAUUGUCUAGAAUUCUACAAGUAGUGAAUAAGUGAGAAAGAUAUGUAAAGAAUUUCGGUCGAACCGAAUUCUCUAUAUCCUUGCAGCAAUCCAAUCCUGACAGCAAUUAUUCUAUCCUUUUCGGUCCUUUUCUUUAUGGUACCCAGUACUUCCGUUUGAUAUAACUUAUCUAUCAUUUCUCUCUCUCUCUCUCUCUC